CGCCACCAAGCUCCCUCCCCCAGUCCCCGUAACCUCAUCGCUCCCGAGAACAGCCGCCGGCCGGCCUCCCCUCCACCGCCCUCCUCUCUCUCUCUCUCUCUCUCUCUCUCUCUCUCUCUCUCUCUCUCUCGCGAAAGAGACAAUGAGAUUUAUCAUCGAUGGUGGGACACAAAGUUUGGUGAUCGACGGCAGGGACUCAAAGUUUCAUUCUCACCACGUCGAUGGUGGGGCGACCGACGGGAAGUGCGACCACCACCACCAGACAGAGCCCACGAAUGAGACUGAUGGCGUAAGCGAUGGGACCCAGAUGCCGAUUGAGUCCGAUCGCAAUCAGCAGCAAAAUGGUAGUCAUUUAAUUCCGUAGCAGUCAAAGGAAGGAGGAAUUCCAUUGGAAUGGUAUGUUUUUUUUAAAUGGUAGUCUUUUUUUCUCGUAGUGAUUUUUUUAAAUGGUAGUCAUUUUUUUCGUAGUGGUAGUGUUAUUGUCGUAUUGGUAUUGUUUUUGUCGCAUUGGUAUUGUUUUUGUCGCAUUGGUAGUGAUUAAAUCUGCAAUGGUACUGAUGUUUUGUGAAAUGGUAGUGUUUUUAUUUCUUGAAUGGUAUUGAUGUUUUGUGAAAUGGUAGUGUUUUUAUUUCUUGAAUGGUAGUUUUCGUGUAAUGGUAUAAAUUUAUUUCUGCAAUGGUAGUUUUCGUGUAAUGGUAUAGAUUUAUUUCUGCAAUGGUAUUGAUAUUUUUCAAAGUGGUAGUGUUUGUCUAAUGGAUUGGUACUGAUUUCGUUUUUUUUUUUUUGCAGAAAGAUUGAGAAAAAUAUGGAAAGAAAAUCUGGCUGGAGAUUACGGAAGUGAGAGAAAGAGAGAUUUUUAAUUAAUAGAUUUUUGUAAC
This is a messenger RNA of Linum trigynum, 878 nucleotides long. The record is from the annotation of a GenBank genome assembly. Lineage: Eukaryota; Viridiplantae; Streptophyta; Magnoliopsida; Malpighiales; Linaceae.